Entamoeba invadens IP1 is the source of this 998-nucleotide messenger RNA. RefSeq names its product GCC2 and GCC3 domain containing protein. Lineage: Eukaryota; Evosea; Mastigamoebida; Endamoebidae. The transcript has a single exon. The annotation marks the transcript as partial. The record is from RefSeq and is a predicted model, not a curated record.
UUGUCACCGGGGUAUGGUCUAGUCAGUGGAGUUUGCACGAAGUGUCCAGUUGGGUAUUUUGGAGUUGGUGGAAUUUUGACAUGUCAGAAGUGUGGAGUUGGAAACAUUUCGUCUUCUGAAGGAUCAACUUCAUGUACGCCAUGUGGAGAUGCGACUGUCCCAAAUAAAGACCAAACUCAAUGUGAAAGAUGUUCAAGUGGUUUCUUUAUUAACAGCGCAAAGACAUGUGAAGAAUGUGGUGCCAAUUACAUUUCUGAUGGUGAAGAAUGUUCACAAUGCGAAGAAGGAGAAGAACCCAAUGAAAGUCGAAACGACUGUGUUGAAUGUAAAUCGGGAUUUUAUAAUUCACAAGAAGGGGGCGUUUGCGUCGAGUGUCAGAGUGGGACGUUCUCUUCAUCAGAAGGAUCAACUUCAUGUCAAAAAUGUUCAAAUAUAUGUAAAACGUGUGACUCGAAAAGUGGUGUAUGUUUGUCGUGUUACGCUGGAAGUAAAUUAAGUGAAGGUACAUGCAUAGAAUGUCCCGCGGGGACUUAUCAAAGUGUUGAUUUCAGUAGUUGUACAAACUGUGCAAACAAUACCUAUUCAUAUUCAAAUUCAACGACGUGUGAAAGAUGUACAACUUGUACAGAGUGUGACUCUACAACUGGGUAUUGUACAAAAUGUCCCAAUGGAUAUCAACUCAAUUCAAACACAAAGAAAUGUGAUUCAUGUUUAGUCGGGUAUUAUUCCAACCAAACUACAAAUAUGAAGUGUACUAAAUGUCCCAUUGGAUCAUUUUCAUCAUCAAAUGCUUCACUAAGUUGUACAGAAUGUGAAAGUGGAAGUUAUGCAAAUACAGAAGCAUCAAACAAGUGUACAAAGUGUUCACAAUUAUGUCCAUUCUGUAGUGCACAACGGGGAAUGUCUAAUUGUUCAGUGGGUACGACUUGUCAUGUGUCUGUGGAAGUGCAAGCUGGUAUAUAUGCAAUCCGACUCUGCUGUCAAUGUGUGAAGUGGUA